GAUGAGGUGGUCUGAUUUUGCAGAUGCAUCUGGAAGAAAAAUGGAUAACCUUCAGAUGGUACCAAAAAAGUUUUUCGCAUCAGUCAACAGUGGAGAAGAGAAACCAUUUGAUUUCUUACGUAUACUAUUUGAGGGUGUCAUAGCAGGAGGGACAGCAGGCGUUGUCGUUGAAACAACUUUAUAUCCCAUUGAUACAAUUAAAACACGACUGCAGGCAGCUCGUGGUGGAGGACAAAUAGCCUUGAAAGGGUUGUAUUCUGGGCUUGCUGGAAAUCUUGCUGGAGUCCUACCGGCUUCUGCCAUUUUUGUUGGUGUAUAUGAACCGGCAAAGCAAAAGUUAUUGAAGAUGCUUCCUGAAAAUCUUAGUGCUGUGGCCCAUCUUACUGCUGGUGCUUUAGGAGGCAUUGCUGCUUCUUUCGUUCGUGUUCCAACUGAGGUCAUUAAACAGCGAAUGCAGACUAGGCAAUUUGCUUCGGCUCCUGAUGCUGUUCGCCUAAUUGUUUCUAAGGAAGGUUUUAAAGGUCUUUAUGCGGGAUAUGGGUCAUUUCUACUUCGAGAUUUGCCAUUUGACGCCAUCCAAUUUUGUAUCUACGAGCAGCUGCGGAUAGGUUAUAAGCUGGCAGCAAAAAGGGACUUGAAUGAUCCAGAGAAUGCUGUUAUUGGUGCUUUUGCUGGUGCUCUAACUGGAGCUAUAACUACCCCUCUUGAUGUCAUUAAGACAAGAUUAAUGGUUCAGGGUUCUGCCAACCAGUACAAAGGCAUCGUUGAUUGUGUGAGGAUUAUUGUUGCAGAAGAAGGAGCUCCAGCACUUCUAAAGGGCAUCGGGCCAAGAGUGCUUUGGAUAGGCAUUGGUGGAUCAAUAUUCUUUGGUGUUCUUGAGAGGACAAAGCGAUACCUUGAACAAAAUCGUCCUGAUAAUGCAGCCUUGAAGCAAGAUUAGCUUCUAUACUUUCUUGCAACUAGCUGCAUGUUAUGAAUAUAUAAAAUUUAGUUACUACUCAGUAUUGCCGCCAUCUGCAGAAUGUUGACUCUGCUAGAAAAUAUUCAUAGAGGUAAAGAGCUAAGCUGUCCUUGGAAUUACUAUACAAAGUAGCAACAAGAAGUAGCAUCUCUGGGGAUAAAAAGCUGUCAAAUUUGAUAGGCCAUUUAACAGCUUUUGCUUUCUUGUGUUAGAAUGUGCUCAAGUGAGAUUUUGCUACUUGGAAGAUUUUUAAUUAUUAUCUUCAGGUCUUAAUGUGUUACAAUCGUGCAAAUCAAUGAAACAAGCCAAUUAUUAUUUUAUGUUAUUUCGGUCAAAAUUUC
This is a messenger RNA of Nicotiana tabacum (common tobacco), 1302 nucleotides long. The record is from RefSeq and is a predicted model, not a curated record. Lineage: Eukaryota; Viridiplantae; Streptophyta; Magnoliopsida; Solanales; Solanaceae.